Molecule: messenger RNA, 1984 nt
Organism: Hemibagrus wyckioides
Lineage: Eukaryota; Metazoa; Chordata; Actinopteri; Siluriformes; Bagridae
Gene: ntpcr
Product: nucleoside-triphosphatase, cancer-related
Exons: 5
Coding region: 92-661 (189 amino acids)
Molecular function (GO): ATP hydrolysis activity
Source: RefSeq, a predicted model, not a curated record
GUCACAACACCGGAAGGAGAACUCCUCAGUCUUCGGCAUGAGAAAAUGUCUGGUGUGGUUUUCGUCUGCAGCUUAAACAACUUUAUUUAUCAUGAUUAGACACGUUUUCCUGACAGGUUCUCCAGGAGUGGGGAAAACCACACUAGUCCAGAAGGCUUGGGAGGCCAUAAGCUCAUCAGGCGUGAGCAUCCACGGCUUCUGCACAGAGGAGGUCAGAGAAAGCGGCAGGAGAGUGGGAUUUGAUGUAGUCACAGUAAACGGCCAGAGAGGAAUCCUGUCCAGAAUCGGAGCUGCAGCUCCGUCAGGCAGACGUGAAUAUACUGUGGGUCAGUAUGUUGUCGAUCUGCCCUCGUUCGAGAGUCUUGCACUGCCGCUUUUCCGAAAUGCCAGCGACGGAAGCAGGAAGGUGUUUAUUAUCGAUGAGAUUGGGAAGAUGGAGCUCUUCAGUCAGGCGUUUAUCCGAGCGGUGAGACAGGCUCUGGACAGCAAGGACUGCACCGUCCUGGGAACAAUCCCGAUUCCUAAAGGAAAACCUCUGGGAUUAGUGGAGGAGAUCCGAGCAAGGAAGGAUGUCAAGGUCUUCAUGGUUACAAAAGAGAACAGAAAUGCCAUUUUGGAUGAAAUUGUUGCUGAACUAAAGGAAUGUCUAAAAAUGAAAUGAAGAUCUCUAAGAAGACAAGAGGAAUGGUGGAGAAAACCUGAGACAAACCUGCAUGAGGAAACCAGAUGGAAAUGUUUUGGUCCCUGGGACAGUGUUUCUCUAUUUUGUUAAAUUCUGUAACUAGACCCUUCGUAUUGGAGGAAGAUCCUUUGUUCUAAUGAACGUUUGGUCUGAUGUUCAAGCUUCAGCUUUUUUGUUUGUUCAUCACCUUUCAGUGUUUUACAUUAGUGGAUAUAAACCGAGUUGUUGUGCAAGCUAUAAAACUGAGCAGCUCUACUGCUUUUUAUGAAGAGGUUCUUGCUGUAACGAGUCGAUUUAUACCACAAACAUCAUCAGUUUUCAUUUUUUUCCAUUUUAUUUGCAUUUAUGCCACAGCACUAGACUCCGGAAACAUUAAAACUGCCUUGACUUGGCAGAGAAGAAGGAGAUAUUUGAUGUUAAAUAAGAUGUUCAUUAAUUUUCAGCAAAUAUUCCUGUCGCCAUCUUAUAGAAAUUGAUGCUAAAAAGAGUUUCUUUGAUAAAAUUUGGUGAAAUCUACAGUGUCACAUUCUGUUUAUUUUUCCUACUCUUUUACAACCGCAGGCAGUGUCGCCUAUUCAUUUCAGGUCACAUUUGAGUACUUAUAGAAACCAGCGUCUAACAGCCUCCAUCCUUUCCUUAACGUUUGUAACUAAAACCUUGAGGAAAUUCCAGUUUAAUUAGCAUAAAGACCGGCAUUUUCAUCUUCUAAAUGAUCGUCACUGGGCUUUAUUCUCUCUUUAAUCUAAUAAUGUUGAAUAGUUUAAUAUCCAAGUUAGAUUUUAAUUUAGUUCAUUGGGUUUUUACAGCCUUCUGCUUGGAUUUAGAAGGUUCAGAGACAUUAGGGGGAGAUAUAGCGAUCUUUUUAGAGACUGAACUGUGCUUGAAAAUAGUGGCGCAAUAAUGAAAACAUUAGGAUUUUUUAAAAUAAUCCAGACUGUCAAUCUGAUUAUUAUUAUUGAUUAUAUUGAUUAAUUAAUUGUGGGCAGCACUUUAGCAAGAAUGUCCUGGGUUCGAAUCCCGGGUCCGAACAGGCAGGGCCCUUUCUGUGUGGAGUUUGCAUGUUCUCCCCGUGUCUGCGUGGGUUUACUCUGGGUACUCCGGUUUCCUCCCACAGUCCAAAAACAUGUACAUUAGGUUGAUAGGUAAUUCUAAAUUCCCCAUAGGAGUGAGUGUGAGUGUGUGUGGUUGUCUGUCUAUAUGUGUGGCUCUGUGAUGGACUUGGACUAUGGACCUGACCGGUCCAGGGUGUAGCCCUGCCUCUCGCCCAGUGUGGGCUGGGAUAGGCUCCAGCAGAUCCCUAAU